UAGAACGGACAGUAGAACUCAGGUCACAGACCAUAGCAGACUAUGAAGGUGUCUGUUGUUUGAACAAGGACUCAAACAAUUUAUUGGAUUUGUGUUUGAUAUUUACUGCUCGAAGCAAAUCGGUUUAUUUCUCCUUUUGUUAAUGUUUAUAUCUCUUGACGCGAUCAAUUAAUGUUUAAAAUUAAAACGCAGUGCAAGAAUAAAACUAAUAUUUGGAACAAAUACAUGUUUUGUAAAGUCGAGUGUGCAGAUUCCAGGGUCAGUGUUUUAUUAAAAAGUGGUGUAUUUAUCGCUUUUUAGCGAUGUGUGAUGUUAUAAAAUUGAUUUGAUGGUGUUUUUAAAAAAUUCAUGGUGUUUUCUAAGUUUUUAGUGUUGUUUGGAAAGUAUAUCGUGAAUCAUAGGUUCCACAACAGAGCAGACGGAUUCUACCAUGGUCGUAAAACGUUCUGCAGAGAGUACGGAGUCUCCAAUAUUAGAGGAGGCCGGUGAGAGUGGUUCAGAACAGAAGCCAAAGCCUCCAAUCAAAUAUGGGGAACUUGUCAUACUCGGAUACAACGGCUUCCUACCUGCCGGCGAACGCGGACGGCGCAGAAGCAAAUUCGUAUUAUACAGAAGGCCGCAGCCAAAUGGUGUGCGAAGGUCAAAGCACUAUGUGGUUAAGACGCCACACAGCAGUAAAGCAAUUCUUGACGCGAGCCAGCACUCCAUAUCGUACACGUUGAGCCGCAGUCAUGCAGUCAUUGUGGAAUACACAGAGGACCUGGAAACGGAUAUGUUUCAGAUUGGCCGGUCGUCAGAGUCUCCGAUUGACUUUGUCGUCAUGGACACAGUAGCUGGCGAUAAGACAGGUGAUACAAAAGUAUUGCAGAGCACCAUAUCACGCUUCGCGUGUCGCAUCAUAGCAGACCGCGAAGAUGUGAACAAUUGUCGCAUUUUUGCCGCCGGUUUCGACUCGUCAAGAAAUAUCUUCCUUGGGGAGAAAGCUACAAAAUGGUCGGAGAAUCACGAAAUAGAUGGUUUGACGACGAAUGGCGUGCUUAUAAUGCACCCCAGGGGUGAUUUCUGUGGGGGUAGCGCCACCUGUGGCCCAUGGCGUGAAACUUCAGUCGGCGGAGCUGUCUUUUCCCUUAGGGAGAGCCGAUCUGCUCAGCAAAAGGGACUACCAUGUCAGGAGGAAACAAAUGUACUGCGGGAUGGGACUAUGAUUGACUUAUGCGGUGCAACUCUUUUGUGGAGAAGCGCUGAAGGACUGAAAAACUCACCGACAAAACGCGAUCUAGAGGCACUUGUGGAUGAACUAAAUGCGGGUAGGCCACAAUGUCCCGUGGGUCUGAAUACACUGGUCAUACCGAGGAAACUGUCUACUGCUCAUCAAGACCUGAACCAGCCCUAUGUAUACCUCAAUUGUGGACAUGUUCAAGGCGAGCACUCUUGGGGUGCGGAAGGUAGCGAGACGGGCGUGCGUCGUUGCCCUAUGUGCCUAACAGCUGGAUCCGUAGUGCGUGUUUGCAUGGGAAUCGAACCCGCCUUUUACGUUGACUCCGGUCCGCCCACCUAUGCGUUCAACCCCUGCGGACACAUGGCCUCGGAAAGGACAGUCAAAUAUUGGGCAACAGUGGAUAUUCCGCACGGAACAAACGGAUUUCACGCGAUUUGUCCGUUUUGCGCAGCACCGUUACAGGGCACACCCGGUUAUGUGAGACUCAUCUUUCAGGACAAUCUUGACUGAAUAUCCGAACGAAUGGUUUGCUAGUAUCAGGUAACCGAAGACAAGGAACACGAAAUUUUUAUGCAUUAGUUAUGACUACCCUCCGUUUCAUGAGGGUACUUUCAUGACUCACCAAAUCAUAUGGAAUCUCAUUUUAUUCCCAUAAAGGAUGCUUUUGGUUACGUAGAAAAAUAUAGUACAAACAUUACUUGCCUUGUAUUAAUAUGUUUUUCGAUGGUUUUAAGCAAUAGUAUUAAUACUAAAGGCAUCCGAUUAUUAUUGGAAAUAAUAUAUCAUCAGCAAUAAUUAAUUGUAGUUGAUCAAAUGAUUAAUAAAAAAAAAACUUGGUGAUCUAGUGGCGGUGGAUUCAAUAAUAAAAGUAAAAAUUAGACUGGCAACUUUUUCAGUAAGAAACUGAGGCAAGACUAAGUUUUAGCGCGAACUAUCAUUAUGACCGUAUGUUAGUAUAUUUUCCAUGUACGGGGUCUAUAAACAGUCUUGUUUCUGAUUCUCUGAGCUUUAAGUUAGACUCUCGUAUGGCUAAAACGUAUGCAAUGUUGACUUACGGAAGUCAAACUUAGGCUUCUUGUGUUGCUACAUUUAAGUUUGUUGCCAAACUUUGAAAAAUACCAAUAUCAAGUGCAACACUGAACUUUGACAAUUGACUUGUGUCAAUUAUUCCUUUUGAACCACACGCCAUCUGACAUUUAAAUUAUUGUAAUCAAAAACAACUUUCAAGUAAUAAAAAUAGCUCCUUAAAACAAUUUAAUUUGUGGAAUGCUACUCAAGGGUUCUCCACAUGGAAGAGCUACAAUCUGAACAGAUAAAGGCAUGAUCACCGACUUAGAGAUUUUCAGCAAAAAAACUUUUUCAGUAAAUUAAAGUCUUAGUCAUAUCUGAAAUGCCUGCAGUGUUUUUGAUUAUUGAAGAUUUAUUUCUUGGAAUAUAUUUUGAUUACCUCCAUUAAAGUUUCUGCAUAAAUAGUCUCAUAUAAUAUCGAAUUGUUUCAUAUAAAUUCAAGUGUUCGUGUAUUUAAAUGUAAGAUAAGCUUUGUAAAUCGCUCUCGAAAUGAAUUAUAACAAUUUCUGCAGAUUAUUUUGCUAUAUGCGAAUAAAUAUGUGUAAAUAUAAGUUUAAUUUAUGUUUUUGUGUGGCUUAAUAUAAGACGUAUUAGUGGACCGAGCUGAAUAUAAAUUUCAAUACACAGCUGAAAUUAUCACUUUACAUGUCUGAAAAACCAGUACAAUUUAAUAUGGAUAAUUCAUUAACAUAGAUAAAAACGACAUAUUGACAGUUCAGACGCCAUCUUAGUUUAUACAAAGAUGGCGCCGUAACCAUGGUGACAUAUUUUCUCACUCAUUUUUGAAGGUAAUAAACUUAAAAACCACUAAUAAAUUGUGAGUGAAUGUGCGAUUUUUGUUUAUGUUUUGCACUAUUUUAAAUUUUUUUCAAGCACAGGUUUUAAAAUUACGAACGAAUAUUUACGGGAGACCCAAAUUUAUUUUCGUGUAUGGAUCUCAUCUCCCAAGUUGAAACAGCGAUAUAUUCACAUAGUUAAUGAAAUUGUAAAAAUUAAAUAAGUUAGUUGUAGAUUAGCUUACAUUUGAAAAUUAGUUUUUGUACAAUUUAAACUAGUUUAGAUGUUUUGAUUUCAGAUGUUGGGUAUAUUGUAUAUCGGGCUUUAUUUCGUGUUUCAAGUCUGCUAUUAUAGGUAUCAUUACUAGAGCAAACAGUGAGACAAUAUUUUAAGUAGAUCAGAGCUUUAACAGUGUUGCUACUACAUCUUAUAAAUGUGGCAACACUGUAGACUCCGUUCUUAAUAUAACAAUAAUAUGUUAAAGCAAAAGUGAUAACAUUAUAGCUUAGUAUUUUGGCCUUUCCUGCAGUAGGUUAUUCAUAAAAUCUACCUUCAAUUUAGUGUUCAUUUAGAUUUUAAUGAUUUUUGUUUACGCUUGUGUUUUGUAAUGGAUGUUUGUUUAGCACUACACAUGGUUACGUCAAACACACGAACUAGGUUAAAAAUGCUGUUUUUAUGCAGAAUAAUAUUUGCAAAAGGUAACAUUCAUAAACACUACGAUCAGCAUUUUUAGUUUUAGUUCGAUGAACUAAUGAUUCAAUGUAUUGAUGGUGACACUAACAUUAGUCGUAAAUAAGAACUGAAUGCUAGCCUUAAUAUUAUUUAUGAUAAGUGCUAAGUCAAUAAAACACUCUUUUGAGUUAGAAAAUUU
This is a messenger RNA of Pieris rapae (cabbage white), 3935 nucleotides long. It is a transcript of the gene Pli, whose product is annotated as protein pellino. The transcript has 10 exons. The record is from RefSeq and is a predicted model, not a curated record. The coding region runs from base 431 to 1729 and encodes 432 amino acids. Gene Ontology annotation, molecular function: protein binding; ubiquitin protein ligase activity. NCBI's taxonomy places the organism in Eukaryota, Metazoa, Arthropoda, Insecta, Lepidoptera, Pieridae. Gene Ontology annotation, biological process: protein polyubiquitination; regulation of Toll signaling pathway.